UGUGUGUGUGUGUGUGUGUGUGUGUGUGUGUGUGUGUGUGUGUGUGUGUGUGUGUGUGUGUGUGUGUGUGUGUGUGUGUGUGGGCGGGCGCGCGACUGUGCGUGUGUGUGUGUGUCUAUGAGGCUGCAGUGCGUUAAUAAAUGUCCCCACACGAUGUACAGUACAUUUGACAGUGAUUCAUAGCAGGGAAGCUAACAUCAGCCUACGGUGACAGCCAAAAUAUCUACUAACGUUACUUACCGCCAUGUGCUUUGUUGAGUUCAUGUAAGCUUAAGCUUGUUAAUCAUGUGACCGCCUGGCUCUGUUUGAUUGGUGAAACGUCACCAGUGACUGCAUGUGAUUGGUGAAACGCAGGCAUGCGAUAGAUCCUACUUUGAAGGUCUGUCUGACAAACCAAAACAAACAAAGCAUGCAUUAACGAUCGAUAAAAAUCAGUAGCGAGUAGCGAGCUGAAUGUAGAUAAAUGGAACGGAGUAAAAGUAGCAUUUCUUCUCUAUAAAUAUACUCAAGUAAAAGUAUGUUGCAUUAAAACUACUCUUAGAAGUACAAUUUAUCCCAAAAGUUACUCAAGUAGAUGUAACGGAGUAAAUGUAGCGCGUUACUACCCACCUCUGUUGCUAUUAUAACCAUUCAUCUAAAAGUAAGUAACUUUGAAUAUGUGUAUGUUUUAUUCAAACUGUAAUGGUAGAAACUGAAACAGUGAUUUUAAUUUAAUUUCAACAAUAGGGCCUGAAAGUACUGAGAGCCUACAGAACCAGGCCAAACACUACAAAGUUCUACAGGAGCUAUACAAAUCCAGGCCCAGACCUAACAAGAAGGAUGUUGCCCAGCUUUUGGACCUUGACUACCAAGCAAGACGGGCUUACAUUGACUCUGACAUUUUGAAGGAGACACGGUGGGAGAGGGGUUAGUGCGUCUGCCUCCCAAUACGAAGGUCCUGGGUUCGAUCCUGCGCUCGGGAUCUUUCUGUGCGGAGUUUGCAUGUUCUCCCCGUGACUGCGUGGGUUCCCUCCGGGUACUCCGGCUUCCUCCCACCUCCAAAGACAUGCACCUGGGGAUUGGCAACACUAAAUGGUCCCUAGUGUGUGAAUGUGAGUGUGAAUGUUGUCUGUCUAUCUGUGUUGGCCCUGCAAUGAGGUGGCGACUUAUCCAGGGUGUACCCCGCCCUCCGCCCGAAUGCAGCUGAGAUAGGCUCCAGCACCCCCGCGACCCUGAACGGGAAAAGCGGUAGAAAUGGAUGGAUGGAUGGAGACAAAACUACCAAGAUUCUUCAAAAAAGUGGAUCAUAUACUGGAUGGACUAUAGCGGAUGCUCAGGCAAAGAAAUUCCCACUUCAUACCUGAACUGAAGAACCGCUUGAGGACCUUUUUGUGAGAAGAUUCAGUUUUAUGGAGUUUUCAAAUAAAGUCACGAGACCUCCACUGGCAGAUCAAAUAAAGCAAGCGGUUGCGAUAAUAAAGGCUUUGCCAGACAUCUUUCCAUCCCCUAUUGCUCCACCAAAGAAGUUGGGACAUGCAAGUGAGGCCAUGCUUCACAUCCUUGAGAGUUGCGUUGGUGUGCAGCAGCUGUGUGACCUUCUUGAAUUGUACCUCAGGUGGAAGGAAGUGGAGACUGUGUUCUGGAUGUGGAUGGAGAGUGUGGUGGGUUGCCAGGUGACGGAGGCUGUGGCUGAGAGGCCCACACCCACACACACACCCAGCAGGAGAGCAGGGGUGUGCCACACUGGUCGGCAGCAGCUGGAGGGCAUACAGUCCAGACUGACUACAGUGCAGAAAGUACUGAAGACAGCCAGAGGGGACACUGAAGACCGAGGAGAGAGACUGGCUGGUUCCGGUGACAUGCCUCACCACCCGCCACCAUCACUCGGCCUCUCUCAGACGUACCGAGCCAGACUGCAGGCGGGGCCUCCAGUGGAGCAGGGUGGGCAAGUGUGGGUGUGUCAGGUGUGGGAGGAGAGGGAGAGAUGUCUGCUGGAGAGGAGGAACACUCUGAGGAGGACCAACAGGCUGCAGUUUUUGGGCGAGCUGCGUCACUGGUGUCUGCCAGGAAAGACGCAGUCGCCAGCGGAAGUGGAUAUUUUCAUCCCAACAUCCGGUUUCGUGAAAGUAUGCAUCUUUAGUCCUGUCGUGGUCGUGGUGGACAGGGAUGUGUGUGAGGGCGAGUCGGAGGAGAGAGGAAUUUGGGCCAAGGUCCAAGCUGACUAUCAUCAGUACAUUACUAGAUCCCAGGACAAGAAGCAACACAUCCACUCCAUUUGUUCUCCUCCUCCUAUUACCCCGCUCUCCUCCCCCCAAUGA
This is a messenger RNA of Entelurus aequoreus (snake pipefish), 2297 nucleotides long. RefSeq lists its product as uncharacterized. The record is from RefSeq and is a predicted model, not a curated record. The transcript is spliced from 9 exons. NCBI's taxonomy places the organism in Eukaryota, Metazoa, Chordata, Actinopteri, Syngnathiformes, Syngnathidae. The coding region runs from base 1389 to 2297 and encodes 302 amino acids.